AUGGUUGCUAUUUUUAGUGGUGGCGCCCGGUUUACUGAUGUUGUCUUCCACUGUGUCUCUAUUGUUUUCUAUAUUAUUGUCAACAAUGAUGAAGAUUUUAUUAAUUUGAAACAUCGAUGUUCUUCGAGAUUCCUAUCUGGCCAUCUAUCUCCGUGGCGGGUGAUCGUUAGAAGGAACGCAACUGAUCUAGGGAAUCAACUACGUCAGCGAGCACUGACUACUCGUCGUCUGUGGUGUGAGGGGGCGAUGCGAGCGCUAUACAUUCAUUUCUCACGGCCGUUAUAA
Necator americanus (New World hookworm) is the source of this 285-nucleotide messenger RNA. RefSeq lists its product as uncharacterized. The transcript is spliced from 3 exons. The coding region runs from base 1 to 285 and encodes 94 amino acids. The record is from RefSeq and is a predicted model, not a curated record. Lineage: Eukaryota; Metazoa; Nematoda; Chromadorea; Rhabditida; Ancylostomatidae.